AUGAAGAACCUCUUCUACUAUAACCUCAAGAUCAAGUUCAUAAGUCCAACUCCUGCUGUGCUACCGAAGAAUGCAAAGCCAAGGGAUGUAGUGGACUUGGAGCUUGUGACGACUGACACACCAUUGCACCUGGGAAAGAAGACCAAAGCCCAACUAUUCGAUGUUGUGAGACCUAUCAUCUAUAAUUCAACCUUUGGAUACCCCUACAUUCGAAACCCAGAUCAAGUUCAUGGCAAUGUAUGCGUCUGCUGCUCAGACAAGCAAGAGGAAAUCCUGAACUUUGUUGAUCUGGUCCGGAAGAGUGGGGCCGUUGCUUUGAUCGUUCUAGAGCAGCCCAAGCGUGAUAGCAACAUUCCGACCUUCUGCCUUGGCAGAGACGUUGUUUGCAAGCUUGCCAGAUGGGCUGUUGCCUCUGUUUGUAUUGAAGAAGUAGAAGGGCCCAUAAGCAAGGAGAAUGCGCAUACCGGUACGGUAGAGACAAGACAGUUUCAUCUACAUGGCGCGGAAGUUUCCCUCAAGGAGCCAAGAAAAGAAGGUGGCCGAAGUUCGUCAAGGAGCACCCUAACCAAGAGUGGUGGCCCAUUGGAAGCGGAUCAGAGAGCGACAAGCCGACCAUCGUACAGAGACAUGGCGAGUGGUACCCCAGCAAAAUUUGACAGAGGCGACUUGGAUCAUCGCUACAGUGACCCACCUCCAGUGGAGAGAGACGAAAGGGGGCAAACAAGUGGCGGAACUUGGUAUUCAGGAAUUGUGAAUGCAGGUGCUGGCAUGGUGAAUGCAGGUGCUGACAUUGUGAAGAGUUUUGUCUCUAGGGAGCCGGAUCUCAUUCGCAUUCUAAACGACAAAGGGUGGGCACACCAUUCUGGGUUCAAGAGUUAUAAGGAAGGCCUUCGCUCAGUCCGAGCAAAAGGAGACGACAACGAAACAAUUGUGCACGUGGUCUCGUUUUUGGGUUCGAUCACUCCGACUCCAUUGAAGCUGACUGUUUGCAUGGAGCUUUGGAUGACUGCUGAGACGCCUAGCGAAGCCCUCUUCGAUGCCAUUGUGGUGGCCAUGUCAAGGUGGGGGCUCGAAUCCAAGAAAGCUACUAGUCUUGCCAAGAAACAGAGGUCUUUCGCACAUCGCCAGGAGCCACAUAUUAUAUACUCUCGCUUUUUUGAAGCCAUGUUGGACGAAUUCCUUCACCGCGGUGGUAAGCAGGCUGUGCAUGCUGUUCUUGGCGGGGAAGCUGCGGUUGGGAUGUUCUGGUCGCGCGCAUUAUUCUAUUGGUAUGAUUCUGGUGCUAUGGACACCGCAAACAUCAAUUGGCCAGUUUGGUGGAAACUGCAAGGUGUAGUGGAAGGCUCUUACUUUGCGAGUGAACAGGAAGAGUUCGUGAGCUUGGUUGGCUUGCGGCGAUUCCAAACCACAUUACUCUUUCUUGAAAGAUCGGUCUCAGAUGUACAUGACGUAUUUUCAGUGCUUGAAAGGGAUUCGGAACGAACAGCUGUGGUCUUAGAGCCGCUGGUUGGGAGCUUGAUAAUAGCCUACAUGGAGUCGGAGGUUCGAGAAUAUUGGAGUGGCGUUGACAGCACUCUCGAAUGGAGGAAAGCCUUUGCCGUAGUCUCUGCAUGUCGCUUUCGCAACGAACACGACGUAAAAGCAGUGGUGUCCAAGCUGGCUGGGCUGGGAUGCUCGAACUUGGCCGGACUGGGAUCCUAUCACCAGCGAGGAUCCUUCUCGUUCUACCCCUUGAUUGCCGCCGGAAGCAAGGGUACAUCGCUUGCGAAGGUGACGACGGAUGCGCUUUGUGAUUGUCUCGACAAGGACCUUGCUUGCUAUAAAGAGUCUUUGGUCGACGAUGUCAUAGAGCUCUUGAGAGAGGAGGCUUGGAGAGACUUAUUGCAAGGAAGGGCGUUGUGGAUUGUGUUGCACUUUGUCAGAACCACAGUUCAAGCAAGAUCCGCUUCUUUCGGGAAGAAGCUAGGUCUGCUCGCGACCGUUCAUCGCGAGCUUGCUAGCGGAAGGCAUGGUGCGUUUAAGGAUGAUCAAAGCUGUGAGAAGUGGGUCAACGAGCAUCUUGUGAAAGCCUUGAAUGGGCAUCCUUGCGCUGAAAAGCUUUCUCAAUCAUCGAGGGUAGCGCUUCAAAGCAGAAAUGCUUUUGCCUCCGAAAGCUGGGCCUCUUCAGAUUUCCCUCGCCAUGUAGCCGAUUGCAUCGUCGCAUCCCUGGAAGGUCACGAACUUGUGAGGAACAUCAGGACGAUCAAGGGUGCGAUAGAAAGUCUAGCCACGAGUGUGGAAAAGACACAGUUUCAGUCCAGCCUCGAACGCUCCCUGUGUGAAGCAAUUGUGAACGAGUGCUCCUCGAUCGAGACUGCCACUUCUGUGCUGUCGCAGCUUGUCUUCACUCGAGAUUCGACUUUCAUCUCUGAAGGACUUGGAGAUCGUGUGUUUGCGGAGAGCUUUGAGGCGUGGAAACCAGCUUCGCUUGCCGCCUUCAGAUUGGACAGUCCCUCUGUUGUGGAUUUUUGCUCUGCGUGCCUCGACCUUGGGGAUGGAGAACCUAUGAUGCGCCCAUUCAGAGAAGUGCUAUUCCGCCUAUUUUUUGACUGGCUUGACUUGUACGAAACGGAAGGGAUUCCUUUAGAAGACCUCAAGAAUGGUGCCAGGUACUCCAAGACACGCCUUUGGGAAGUCGUCCAAAGAAAACUGUUUUCCCAGCUGCCAUCCACAUCCAGCAUUGAGCUGAAGAUACAUGAAUUCGAAGGCCUCCUAGCAUCAACCAAAUCGUCAUUAUCCGAACCUUCUACCUGGAACUGCUCUCUCCCAGAUCUGCUGAAUGCCUACAACUGCUCCAUCUCCCCAGAAUCUGAGUCUGGCCGCAUCAUACUGAGCUAUUGCGCCGGAUUCGGCGACGAGGCUACAGAGUCGUUCGGGAAUGCCACUACGGAGACUGCGCAUACUUUGAGCCAGCUCCGAGAGGAUGCUAGAUGUGCUGAAUCGAUUCGAUCCGCGUUCUGGCCUAGCCUUUCAACUUGUAGCUUCUUUCUUCAAAACAAGUCAGCCAUAUUUGAACGAGCCUUCGGGGCACAUUGGGAAGGAAACGGAGACUUGGACCGUCUCAAGGAGUCCGUCAAGGCGGCCUUGAGUGAAGUAAAGGCUCUAUUUGGACCCGACUGUAGUUUUGUUGAAUACAAUGGUAUUUGCUCCGCAAUCGAGGCUUCUCAGUCAUCGACGAUCGAGGAAGAAGUAUCGGUCUUGGCCCAGUUCAAGGAACUUGAGUUGUCAGAUCAGUGCAUUUCGCGGUUUCUUGCAUGUGGUACAAUGAAUUCGAUCUCGGUUCACCUUUCCGCAUUCCUUAACUUUUGCGACCAAGUGAAGUUUGAGGUUGUCCACGACACGGCAUUUUCGGAAGUCAAGUCCAUCGAAGCGGCGCUGCAGUCCAAUUCUCUUACAGUUCGGAUGGCUCAAGACUUGUGUAUGCGACUUCAUGCUGCGUUGAAACCAGAGACUGCUGGCGACGACGUUUCGGUCAACACCUUGACGUCAGACUUGCAUCAAUUCGAAAACGUUUUCUGCUGUCUUGGUAGUUUCAGCCGUCACAUUGAGGUUUGGGUCUUUCUGCGGGACAUGGACUGGUUUGGCAAGGCGGGGCUUCAGCGUUUUUACAAAGAGCAUGAGAACGUAACCAAUGUUUUGCUUGGUAAUGUCUCAAAUGAACACUACUUGAAUGUUCUGAGUGCGCUUGAACCGACAGUUCGAGUGUUGUCUGCUCUGGGAGGUUUGCAAGCAGAAGGCAGUUUGCUGCAGUUGCUUAAACGUAUUUCGGGAUCCUCGGACAUAAAUCGCUGGAUUGGUGGGGCUGCAAAAGAUAACAUCGAACAGGUGCAAGAGUCCUUGUCACUGAUUCGGCGUUGGUUCUGCGAAGGAGCGGAUGACAUCGCCGGCCUCAACAGUGUCUUUGAAGCAAUCCAGGCGAACGGUGCGUACUCUUUGUCUUCCACUUCUGGCAUCUCACUUCAACUGGGCUAUACAUCCGACGGGAUGAGAGAGAUGACCAACGUUGAUGGGAGUGAGCUUGAAGAAUUUAUUGGACAAAUUGAAAGGAUCAAAAGAAAUGAGUCGGCCGAAGUUGAAGCAGUUGAAUGCCUGCUCGAACAACAUCGCAUGUUGCAGGCGGCUGUGAGCAAUUUGAUGGACAGCGAUCUGGUCGGGUAUCCAAUCGGUGAUCUGCUGGCAUUUAGCUGUCGAGUGGGUGAAGAAUUCCUUGCACAAGCCUGCGAUUUUCUGCAACGCAGCCAAGAAUGCAAGGAGGAGAAAGAUUCCUGGCUUCAAUCUUCCAGAAACAACUACCCAAUAUCCCUCUUGUUCUGGACGGAGGAGCUGAAGGAAAUCAACACCAUGUUGGAAGUGGGACCAAGCGACGAGACUGUGAUUGAACGCCUCUUUGCGAUGCUUUCCAGGAUUGAUCCAAAGUCAACGCAUCUAUCAAAUGACAGUGUUCGGGAACUAGUUGAGCAGCACUCCUCGGCGAUGGAGAACUCACUCGAAGAGGAAGGGUGGCUUGUCAAAGCAUCAAGUUUUCUCGAGCGCGCAAGUCGAUUUGCCGGGGCUUCGUUCCAGGACAAAAGCAACAUUGAAGGAACAUUGCAACUUCACAAGGUUUCAUGUGGAAUCGAACAAGAGAGAAAAUGCAUCCUCGCAGUUUUGGAGCACGUUUAUAAGGAUCGCCUACCUUAUGAGUUCGAGAUUCUCGAUGCCCUCGAUGGCUGUUCAGAAGAUGAGUUGGGCCUGUUUCUGAAGCGAUCAUCAAUGUUCCCAUGCAACGUCUUCUGUAUUGUCAAUGUCGACAAGUUGUCUGGGAGGAGAAUCGAGAAGCUGCUCGACUUCCUCUCAGAUCAGGAUAUCAAAUUCCCGAAGCUUCAACUCCAUUGCAUUCAAAGCAGCCCAACAAUUCUCGAUGCUUCAAGUACUGUUCAGGGCAAGGACUGGGACGAGAGCAUUUUCAACUUUGGACCCAAUCGAUGGAAGAAUCUUAUUGUCGAUGACAAACGCAUAACGAAGGUCCACAUGGUUGUGAGCGAGGCAUGCGGCGCUGGUAAAACAAUGUUCAUUCGCAAUGAGUUGGAUCGACUUUCACCAGAUUGUGAAGUGGGUGCGAUUACAAUUCACGAACGGAGCUCGGUGGAUUCGCUGGCCGAUGAUGUUAUGGCAACUUUCACAGAAACUGUGAAGCAGAAAGGAUUGCACAUUUCUUUCAUGUGCAUGCCAUCACUUGAGGACAGUGCAAAGCGCAAGAGGUGGUUUGAUGACAUUAAUUCCUUCUUCUAUUCUCUUCUUGUGAAAGGCGCACUGCGAAGUCGUGCCUCCUCCAGAUCAUUUCAGCUGGGCACAUGCAGUUGGAUUCUUUAUGUGGAACUCCCAUUCAACGCAAAGUCAGGUGGAUCUGCUAUUGAGUCCGCGAAAUACUGGCUCCAUAGGCAUGUGCCAAUUCUGGCAAUGAGCUGCGAAGUUAUUGUGCCGGAAUCAAAGUUGAUAAUUGACGAAGAAACAAGGCGUGUGUGUACAUACCUGCGGGCUUACGAAGAUGGAUCUAUUGACCGAAAGUUUCAAAGCCAAAAGAAAAGGGUCGCCUUUGUCCUUGACAAUUCGGGCAGCAUGGGUGAUACGGUUGGAAGUGGCCAGACAGCUCUUAGUGCUGCCGUGGACUGUGCAUUGCAAAUAUUUGAUAGCCACCUGAACCAAAAUGAUUUGAUUGGGGCCACGUUGUUCUCUGACCAUGUUAGAACAAUAGUGCCAAUGCAGGAUGUUGGGGAUAGCAAUCACAAAUCCUUUCUACGGAAUUCAUUGCAUAGCUGUCGCAGUCAAAUCGAAGGUGGUACCUACAUGUAUCGCGCCUUACAGCAAACAUUGAUUGACUGUGAACGAACUCCUGGCGUCGAGACAUGGAUCAUCUGUUUGACUGAUGGAUGUUCAAGUGACACUGAUUCUGCCUUCCGCCCACUACUUGAGAGGUCAUCAGACAACCUAAACGUAAUCUUGAUUGGGGUGAAUCUGCCCUCUAGCUACCAAUCCCAGAUGACCCUUCUUUGUAACAAAUAUCGAGGUCCAGCGGAAGAACCAAGCAAGGGGAUAUACAUCUCAUCUCGAGCAAGCGUUGAGUCCCUUGCUGAGGCAUUUGAAACAGCCGCCAAUUGCAUUCCUGUUUCACAGACCUUUGAGCUGGAUGGACAAGUCAGCAACAGUGAAUGCUGGCGACUAAUCAAGAAAUAUGCCCCACAAUCGAUUCCGGAAGGAAGCAUGCAGCAAUUCUCCUUCUGGGUAAGGUUCAUCUACAGGCGAGUUUCCAUUCUUGACAAAAACGACGAGUUCAACUUCAACAACAAGUUUGAGCGCCUUGGAAGCAGUUUGAUGGAAAUCAUGUUAAUGGAAUCUGAAAGAAUCCUAGGGCAAGAUCUUGCUUUUGAUUGGAUCAACACAAACUAUACUCAGCUCAUUUAUGACUUUGAAGAUCCGGAAUCACCCAAAUUUAGGCUACUCUGCACAUCACCUGGAAACCUGGAUCCUGCAGUCCGGCAAAGAUAUGAUGAGCUUACCCUUCCAGGCUUCUUUGUUCCAACAGAAUCAGAGUUGAGCAGUCAGAGAGUUCUCUGUGACUACCUAUCACAGGCCUUGGACAUCCCUGUGGGUGGGCGUGAUUGUCUUGCUUGUGUUGAAAAGGAACGGUUUGUCUUGACCCUAGAUUUUGCAUUGAAGAUGCUGUGCUUGGAGGAAAGAGUGGCCUGUGGCAUUCCAGUAAUCAUGGAGGGAGAAACUGGAGUGUCCAAGACUGCGUUGACCAAGAUGUAUUCGAAACUGAAGAACUUGUCCAAUUCAUUGCGGGCAAAAGACCUGACCAAUGUGGAUCUGAAAGCCAUCGAGGAGGAGGCGGAACAGAGGGGGCAAAGUUUGGGGAUGGGUGACAGUCCUCUAGCGAGGUUGGAAAGAUCACUUGAAUGUGCGGCAGAGCGUUCGCGAGAGGACACAACCGAAUUGUCGGAGCUUCUGUACACUUUACUUACUGAGAAGGUUGAGCAGAGACCAGCCAUCUUUCAAAGCAAGCCUGACAAAUUUGACUCUGGCCAGACUCGAAAAGUGCUUGAAAUGCUGAAGUGGUUUGGCUCGUCUGUUGUGGAGCCGACAUUCUUUGGUAUCAAUGUGGAUUCCACGAUGCGUGCUGCUGAUGUUUCAAGCUUGCUUGACCCCAUUCGCCAAGUCGCAAGAAAGCUUAAAGGAGAGAAAUCCACUGUGAUUGUAUUUUUUGAUGAGAUCAACACCUCUUCUGUGCUGGGUCUUUUAAAGGAAGUUGUGGUGGAUCGAAGCCUUAAUGGUGAACCAUUGGAAGCGAACAUAGUGGCUGUUGCUGCGUGCAACCCCGUGCGCUCAUCUCUCCAACGCCGGACAUGGGCAAGUGGGCAUUACCAGGUUGUGGCUCUCCCUCCAUCAAUGGAAUUCCUGAAAUGGUGUUUUGGGUCUUUGAAUGCUACACAAGAAGAACAGUUCAUAGCCUGUCGUCUUGGAAUGAUGGGCCGGAAUAUGGUUCCUCCAGCUCUUUGCUUGGCGUUCACCAGUUUGAUUGCAGCUUCACAGAGGACGGUGCGUCGACUGGCCGAAUCAGACUUGUUGAAGGGUGUGGAAAGAGAUCAGUCCAGGAUAUUGGAAGCAAAGCAAAGGGCUUCUUCAGUUGUCUCCCUUCGUGACAUCCAACGGGUUUUUACGCUGUGGGACUUCAUCUCUUCAAAGUUUGAGUCUCUUGGGCUCACAUCUUCUUCUCAUGUUAUACGGCAACGGAGGGGAAUGCUCCUUGCUGUGGCUAUUGUGUACUUUGUGCGCUUGGAUUGUGCAGGCCGAUGUGAGCUACUAAGUGUUAUCCGAGGAUUGCCUGGUGAAGAGCUUGAAGAAAGUCUUGAGGAUGUUCUUGAUGUGGCCAUCGAAGCAGUUCUCUCGAAUACUGUUGUACCUGAAGGUAUUGCACCCACCAGAAGCCUUGCAGAGAAUAUCUUCAUGACUCUCGUUUGUACCCUUUCCCGAGUUCCUCUUCUAAUUGUUGGGCUUCCUGGUACAGCAAAAACACUCAGUGUGAAUAUGUUGGCGGACACAGCCUGUGGUGAGGACAGUGCCAACCCUUUCUUCAGGGAGUUUGCACGUGUUUGCUUGUUUCACUACCAGUGUAGUAGAGAAUCAACAGACAAAGAAAUCGCGGCCGUCUUCCAAAGAGCAAGUCAGCGACAGCAGAAAGUUGACCGUGCAAAACAGUGCUGUGUUGUCUUCAUGGAUGAGGCAAGUUUGCCUAAGGAAGAAAGGGAGAGUCAUAAAGUUUUGCACUACACAUUGGAAGGAGACUCUCGUGUUGAUGUUGGCUUUGUUGCAAUUGCCAACCAUAUCCUUGAUGCAGCCAAGAGUAACCGGUGUGUGGUUCUGCUGCGCCCCAAGCCAAAUGACAAGGAAAUGGCCACAAUUGUCAGUGGUUUGCUAUUUGAUAGGGCUUGUGAUGGCACAAUCCUGACACGUGAAGUGGAGCUUGGCAAUAGCAUUAUGAUGGCAGAUUCAUUUGCACUAGAGCUCACUUGCCAAUGGACCAGCCUAUCGGAAAGCGUUUUCUCUUCUUCGCAACCAAGUCCGCACAGCUCCAAUGGCCUGCCUGUCAAUGCAAGAGCCCACAUGAUGGAAGAGGCAGAAGUGGAAACAUUUUUUGGCUUGCGAGACUUCAUUUAUUUCCUAAAGGCAUUGAAGUCAACAACAACAUCUCGGACAUUGACACGGAUUCAAAUUCCGGUGGAGUCUUUUGUUCAGUCACUUGAGCGAAACUUCUCAGGUCUGGGACAAGCCAAAACGAGGAAGAUUGUCUCAUUCUUCCUACAACCAUUCUCUGAUUCAUUGGGCUUGGGACAGGAUGUUGUUGAUUUCCUUCGAUCCCCAAUGGAGAUUCUUGGUGACUCCUUGCUACACAACCGGGCAUGCUUAGAUCAAAAGGAACGGGCUCGGUUCACCAUGAUCAUUGAUAGCUCUGAGGAUGAUUCCAUCAUGCGCCUUUUGGGAAUGACUGGUCUGGUUGAUUCAACCAAGGGAAGCUUGUUCAAGGCUUCUCACAUGCCAGAGGACUCCUCGUCAGAGAAGCUUCGUUUGAUCUCUGGAGUGAAAUUCGCAGCAGCCCAAGGAGGUUUGGCUCUGUUAAGCCAAACAGAAUCUGUGAAUGAAUCCUUUUAUGACCUUACAAACCAGAAUUUUCGGGUGGUAGCUGGCCGAGAUGGAGUCUCUCUAUUCACAAAUAUUGCGGUUGGUGGGGAAUCAAGAAGAAGCAAAGUUAACCCCGACUUUGAAUGCAUCGUGCAUGUGAGAAGCUCCAAAGUUUGUGAAUUGCCCAGUCCUUUCUUGAACAGAUUUGAAAAAUGCCGGCUGGAUAUCAAGGAUUUUUUGUUGGAUGGGUUAUCAAAGCUUGGGCCAGGCAUGGCAGGUGUAAUGCAAAGAGCACGGAAGCAGACCCUGCUCCUGCUAAGCCCGCUGAUCGAGGAAGAGGGAUUGUUUGGAUGGGCAAACAAUGAUCGGACGCUUGACAGCAUUUUUGUUGAUAUGCUCCCAUCUUGGUCCUUGUCUCAUGGUGCAACAGCACCACAAUUUGUGGUUGGCAGAGCAGAAUCAUUCUCAUCAACCCUGGCACAAUUUGUAUCAACAAUGACUUCAUUAAGUGUGGAAGCUGGUGACAUGAGGACAAUUUGUGAACAAGCUCUUGAAGUCCUACCAGCUGAGGCCGAGGGCCUAUUGAAACAGUUUGUGGAUGUCACUGUUGAGACAGGUGGCUUAAUUGAGCAAGCACUCAACAAGCUAAUGUCAGUGCCAUUGGAUGACAAUUUAGGCAAGCUUUGCCAGGGCCUUGUCCAGAUUGUAAUCACACAAUAUGCUGUUGCGACCUUGAUGCGACUUGCAAAGCCAGAGAUUGUGUUUGCACUACAAGACAGGCUUCAUCCCGACAUAGUCCAGAUGAAUCUCAAACAGCCAUCUUCCUUGAAGUGUCUGGUUGAAAGGGAGCUGAAUAGUCUCGCAAACUGCCCCAAAUCAAAGAUGGUAGUCGCCUACACCAGGACUGAUGUUUUCAACCUCUGCAUGCCAACACUAUCACCAAAUGAAGACCCAAGCAAGCUAGAGAAGGCAAAAGCUGAGGAAAUUUCCACUCUUGUUUCAGAUAGAGUUGAAGAGCUUGUUAUUGAGCGUCUGGACUUGCUGCGGAGUGAAGCAAGGCUAAGAAGCUCAUUGGUUGCUUGGAUUCAACAGCCCAGAAAAAGUGCCUACAUACUCUUUGUUGACAUGAAGGACAGCAGGUCUACAGAAAGAUGCAACUAUGUCAGGAUGUGUGUUGAAGCGAACCUCUCCUCCGCCAAGGGCAAGCUUUUUCUUCUAGUCCUCCAUUAUCCCCCCUUGGUGUCAAAUUCAUGGUACCCCGCUCUUCCCCUGGGUGGUUGGAGCCACUACUUCAUUGACGGAAUUGGUCAGAUGGGGCCUGAAAUUGGCACCAAUGGUUGGCUGACAAUUGUCUGCUCUGGUCAGGAGGGAGCAAAUGAUUUACACAAACAACUGCUGGGCUUCUUGAAACAACUACUGCCUUCAGCCUUGUUGCAGGUUGGUUGUCAGCAGAUUCUCCAUCCCACACAGAUUCACAACGUUGAUGCUGAAGGAGACAUGUUUGCCUCCCAGGUCAAUGCUUUGCUGGAGGUCACAAACCAUAGAGUUGGCCAGCUUACAGUUGGGGAUAUCCUCUGUAGCAAAUUUGCAAGAGAAUGGCUUCUGGAUGGACUUCCCAAAGUGGCAUGUGCUGCUUCCCAGGGUCUCAUGCAAGGGACAACUCAACUAUCUAUGGGAGCAUCCAUACAGAGCUCUGUCUCAAGAGCAUUUCUGGCAUACAUACACUGGAGUCUGUGCAAAAUGAAUCAAGAUCAGAAUCUUUCGGUCCUCACAGGCCCCAAUAGAUGCUCAAAGGAUGUUGAAGAAUUGUUUGGCUUUGUUUUGGAGCGCUUGCCAACAGUUGGCACAGGUGAGAUUUUCAUGCACCAGGAAGUAUCAAGUCGCGAACCAGCAAGUGGGAAGAACCUGCUGGUAAAGGCUAGAUUCCCUUUCUUCUCCAUGAUAUCAUCGUGCAUUGACGAGUGUCUUGAGAUGAGUGAGAUGGAGUUGACAGAAAACAGCAACAGCACAGGGACUACUCGAGUGCCCAGUGAUCAUUGCACAAAAGAUUUGUUUGACACAGCCAUGAACCUGCUUGGGAAUGGCACCAGGGAAUUAGCGGAUCGGCAGAUUGAUUCCCAUCGUCUGGACUUGCUGGCCAAUGUGGUGAAGCUGGUUCAAGAAGCUUGCCCUACAGAGGACAGUGAUGUCUUCCAGUUGUACAUGGAGCACUUUGUGAAACAUACAACAGGAUGUGAAGCUACUGAGGUUGCACUGGAGUGGCUAAGGGAAGAACUAAUGAAGGUUGGUGCCAAGAGGAAUCUUGUUGGGCUGCACUGUGUUCUUCGCACCAAUGAGACCCGAGUGUUCUUCCUGAGGUUCACAUCAUGGUCGGCUGCACUGGCAACAAAACAAGGCAAUCUUGAUAGAACACAACUGAUACAAUCCAUACGUGCACAAGAUAGAUCUGUUUCGAUGCAGCUUGUUACCAUCAUGUUGAAGCAUUUUGAGGAGACUUUGCCAAGCAUCCUGGAGCCAGAUUCAACCUGGAGCAUCCAGCUUUCAUCCUUCCUUUCACAAGUUGUCAUGGGACUUGUGGACCAAUCCAUUUUGUCUUCAGGAGACACAGGAGCUCACAUUCGAAUCCUCGUUGGUUUCCUUGUCUUCACCAGGGUGCCGGUACCAGAAGACAUGCUACGUUCAAGUCUUGCUCAGUGGUAUGAUGACAAAAACAAGGUAUUCCGAGAGGAGGCAAAAAACAUCUCUCUUUCGGACUUCUUGGCCUUUAUGGGCGGUCACCAAAAGACACGAGAGUCUCUACUUUGGGGCAUCUUCUGCCCUGAUUUGAUGAAAGCUAUGCCAGACUACUUGGAUCAAGACCUGUGUGCAUUGGCAGGAAUUAUCAAUGAUGGCGAUAUGCCAAGCAAAGAAUCUCACUUUUCCUCAUCUUUGCUGCAAAGGGCUUGCUCAAACAGUGGUGGGAUUGAUUGGUUUGGAUUAUCCAAGCAAGCCCUGACCAGUAUCAGUUCUCUACUCCAGUGUAAAAAGCUGAGGGAGUUUACUGAAACAGGAGUGAGAGUGACUGUUCCUCACUUCAUCCCCUCGUGGCUUCUUGCCUCAUCAUCCGAAUCAUUGCAUCAUGGUUCUGCAAGGCUUAUUUCAGAUGAUGAGAUGUACUAUCCAGAGUUCUUCUCGUCAUAUGAGCACUGUUUUGAUGGGAACUUUUCAGUGGUAGUGUUUGACAUGAUCUUGCGUAUCCAGUUGAAAGCAGCCGGCAAAAUGCCAUCCUCAGAUCUUCUCCAGUUGCUGAUGAAGGGUAUAGAAUUGGAGACAACUGUUCAUCCUACAAAGCCUGAAGACCAACUGGCAGGGUCCGCAAUUAGUGCUCUGGCUCUGGAUUCCCAAAUGCUGUGCUUUGUAGCCAAGGUUGCCCAAGAGCUUGUGGAAUAUGGAGAAGCUGCAGCACUGACCAGUACACAUGGACAAAUUGGGGUUACGAUGCUGGACCAGGUAAUGCACCUUCCUCACACAAGAUACAAGUCAUUCUUCCUAGCAUUGAUCAAGCAUCACAGUGGGGCAAAUUCAUUGGCCUCACUAGUGGCACCAGGAGGUCAACUCAACAUGUUCCCAUGGUGUCAAGAACUAGCAACACGGGAUGAGGUUGCCGAUUUUGAGUUGCCUACACUACAAUUCUUCAUCCAGCAAGAGCCUGAUGUACAACCACCGGCCCCAGCAGCAAUUGUCAUGAAAUCAGGGGAUGCGUCUGUUAGUCAGACUCGCUACAUACAAAUUCUUCUGGAUGGGUCAAGUCUCCUGGAGGAAUUAUCCCUCCUACCAGAUCUCAUUGAGUUCUAUCUCUGGGUACAUGACAACUUCAAGCAUCAAGUCACAAGGAAUGAUGCCCGUUCAAGCAUAAUAGGGGACAUAAUGAGACGAGACAACCUUCUCAAACGUUUUGAAAAGAUGCAGGCAUUGCGUCUUGUUUGCCUUUGGGAACGGCUGUCAAGGAAGGUGGACAAGGUGCUUCAAACUUCCAAAAUUUCUUGGAAUUGCAAUGAGUUUGCAUUCAACACUUUGAGUGAUGCGACUGUCAUGGAGCUUGUGAGUGAUGGCAAUCUAGACGAACCUGGCAAUGAUUUCCUCUUCCGGGUGAUCAGGAGCAUUAUUGUCAAGUACAAUGCAUUAGUGACCCGUGUCCAUGAGCUUCAAGACAAGGAAGGAAAGAGGGCCUGUGAAAGGGAAAUCAUCCUGCCCAAUACCAUCUUGACAGGGUGUGUUGGUUCUCUAGCAGUGAAUUUGCUGCCUUUGCUCCCAAUGCCCGAGCUUGAGUUAGUUGCAAGUGCUUCAUGGCAUAACGGCACCAAGACUUUCAAUCUGGAGUCUUUUGAGAGUCUCUUGGCAUUGUCAACAAUCGACACUGACCGACCCAGGUGCAUAUUGGACCCCGUGAUCCACCUGCGGGAACGAUUCUUCUUUCAUGGUGAAAGACACCAUGAAAAGCAUAGCAAUGAAGUGGAGCUGGUGCUGGAUGACUCUGGGAUCUUUUAUGCCCGAGAGCAAGAUUUUCGAUUGGUCAGGAGGGCAAAGGAGACCAUGGACCACCUCGGUAUGGCAGCAAGAGACAAGGGUGUUGAAGGGCUCCUCAAAAUGAAGUUCCAAAGUCUUGACAGCCACCGAGCUGUCUCUUCCAUGCUUACAGCGCUUUGCGCAUUGUUUGAAAUCCUUGCCUCAAAGGGUUCCUGUCAAUUUUUCUGUCUGGCAGAGGCGCUGGCCCGUGUACGCUUGACUAUGGACAUGGCCAAGCUGACGGAAAAGCUCGGUUUCCCAGAGUUGGAUUCUGCCCAAUGGAAGUUUCUGAGGGCUUUGAAUCGAGAGCAAAUUGCAGAGCUGGUCCAUUACCUCUGUUAUCAGCUUGCAACCGAAGGAUAUUUGUUCGCCAACUGCACCUUGUCAGCAACUGAAACGAUCAGCG
Molecule: messenger RNA, 14146 nt
Organism: Seminavis robusta
Lineage: Eukaryota; Bacillariophyta; Bacillariophyceae; Naviculales; Naviculaceae
Source: the annotation of a GenBank genome assembly